AUGGACGAAAUUCUCAACAUUCCAGCAGCAGUGAAUUUUGAUGAGUCAAUAGCUCAUUAUGAAAUUCAUGCUCAUCAACCGUAUGCUUCAUCCUCUUUUAACAAUAGUGAUGAAAUUCGAAUUGCAGUUCAACAUCAAGAUUUAUGUAUUCUACCGAGUAAAAGUUCAUUGCACAUAUUUGGAAAAUUGACUAAAAAUGAUGGUAUUGCCGUUACAGAAAACGUGCACUUGUCUAGCAAUGCAAUAUGUUUUUUAUUUGAUGAAAUUCGCUAUGAAUUAAAUGGUAUCGAGAUUGAUCGAUGCAAAUACGUUGGACAUACAACUAUAAUGAAAAAUUUAGUAUCUCUGACUCCACCUCAGCUAAAUCUAAGUGAGAAUGCAGGGUUUUCAAAAAUUUCAGCUGAUUCAAGAAUUACUUUAGAAAAUGGAUAUUUUGAUGUUACAAUACCACUUGGCAUGAUUUUUGGUUUUGCUGAGGAUUAUAAGAAAAUUCUUAUGAACGCUAAACAUGAACUUAUUUUAACAAGAGCACGUAAUGAUACUAAUGCUAUAAUACAAACAGGACAAGGAGCUGAUGAAGAAUUUAAAAUUUUCAUCAAUAAACUAGAAUGGAUGGUACCAUACGUUUUACCAGCUGAUAAUACAUCAGUAGAUGUACGUUUAGAAUUUGAAUCAGGAAAUAAUAUGCCGGCUGAGACCACUGCAUAUUGCCUCAUUAUCCAUGACCGCGUUGUACAAUAUAAACCAAUCAGCGGCGUAGUCAAGAAGUUGCUGUAG
This is a messenger RNA of Leptopilina boulardi, 777 nucleotides long. RefSeq lists its product as uncharacterized. The coding region runs from base 1 to 777 and encodes 258 amino acids. NCBI's taxonomy places the organism in Eukaryota, Metazoa, Arthropoda, Insecta, Hymenoptera, Figitidae. The transcript has 2 exons. The record is from RefSeq and is a predicted model, not a curated record.